GUCAUGUUCUCAUCAAACCGAUCAAGAUAUGGUGGUGAGAGCUUCUCGAAGCAUCGAGCCAGCAAAUCUAAAUCGAAUAAGAAGAACCCAUCAUUUAGAGACCCAUCAUCGACAAGAAAAGUCGAGAGAUUGGCACAGCAAGCUCAAGCAUCGUCGCCACAGUCUAAUCAAACGUCCCCUACAAUCGGAAGUGCAAUCAUCACAUUAUCUGUCGGCCGCGAGCAACGACUCUUCGCUGCUCAUGAAGACGUCCUCUGCCACUCACCGUUCUUCGCUACCGCCUGCCGCGACCAGUUCUUCUCCACAACCAACAAACGAAUCGAAUUACCCGACGAAGAACCUGAAGUGUUUUCCUCUCUCCUUGAGUAUCUCUAUAAAGGUGAUUACUAUCCUCGACUUGAGUACGACAAGCGUCGCAAUUCUUGGAACCUCGAAGACGGAGGCAACGGGAAUGGAAAUGGAAAUGGAACGGCCGAGGCGAUUGUGUAUACACCCCAAGGGCCGAUCCUAAAGGAUACGGUGAUCUAUUGCGCCGCAGACAGAUACGGACUCCAUGAACUCAAGAAGUUAGCGCUGAAGAAGCAGGGGCUACAAUCUGGAAUCCAGUGCAGCACUAUUCUUUCAUCUGCACGAUUUGCGUAUGCACAUACUCCUGACAACGACUCGAAACUUCGAGCACAUUACCUUGCCCUCAUCAUCCGCGCCCGCCACACAUUCAAACGCAGCGGUACGAUGCAGAACGAGAUGGAAAACGGUGGAAAACUAUUCUUCGAUCUCUUCGUCGCGAUGGUGAAUCACAUGGACGACUUGGCUCAGAAGACGCCUCGUUAGGUCCACACAAU
Messenger RNA from Lindgomyces ingoldianus, 842 nucleotides. RefSeq lists its product as uncharacterized. The coding region runs from base 4 to 831 and encodes 275 amino acids. NCBI's taxonomy places the organism in Eukaryota, Fungi, Ascomycota, Dothideomycetes, Pleosporales, Lindgomycetaceae. Gene Ontology annotation, molecular function: protein binding. The record is from RefSeq and is a predicted model, not a curated record. The transcript has 2 exons.